Molecule: messenger RNA, 1872 nt
Organism: Penicillium alfredii
Lineage: Eukaryota; Fungi; Ascomycota; Eurotiomycetes; Eurotiales; Aspergillaceae
Product: ribosomal RNA-processing protein RRP9
Exons: 2
Coding region: 1-1872 (623 amino acids)
Cellular component (GO): small-subunit processome
Molecular function (GO): protein binding; snoRNA binding
Source: RefSeq, a predicted model, not a curated record
AUGUCAUCCUUCUUCACUGUGCCCGCUUCACAGCGCAAGCGGAAGAGAGAAGACCGCGCCGCCGCUCCGACGUCAAAGAAACGAGGCGUGGGUGCCAAAAGUGACGGCGCAGGUGGUCAACGGACCCGGGAAAGAGAGGAAUCGAUCUCUGGUAGCGACUUGGAUGAAGAUGACGAGAUUGCAUCGGGAGGGUCCGGGGAAGAGACUGGGUCAGAUUCGGACGAAGGCGAAACGGCCGCAGACCGACGAUUGAAACUUGCCGAGCGGUACCUGGAAAAUGUCCGGGACGAGGUCGAUGAUUACGGAUUUGAUGCUGCGGAUAUCGACCGAGAUCUAAUUGCGGAGAGAUUAAAGGAGGAUGUGGACGAGUUCAAAGGACGAACUUUUCGCCAAAUCGCCUCAAAAUUGUCUUUUCGCACAAGUUCCUCCUCAUUCUUCCGCUCAGAUACCCAGACGACUACCUCUAUCGCGAUUCAUGCACCGUAUGCCUACACAGUAUCGAAGGACAGGACUUUGAUCAAAUGGGAAUUGGCAACCCCCAGUGCACAGGUGCCUGCCGAGGCAAAUGUUUCUAUUGAAUCUUCAAAACGGCCUCCACGACCCCAGCGCAAGAAUCCUAGGCGGGUGAGGUAUGCUCGAGGUGUGCGCAAAAUUCCUGAAACCGGCGAAGAGCAUGGGCACACGGGGAGCAUUCUAUCGGUUGCCGUCUCACCCUCGGGGCGGUUUGUGGCAACGGGAGGAGCAGACAAGAAGCUGAUUAUCUGGAAUGCGGAGAACCUAACGCCUGUCAAAACAUUCACACAGCACCGCGACUCGGUCUGUGGUCUCUCUUUCGCGCGGCAUAUCUCUACCAUGAGCUCCGGAGAGCAGCUGUUUUCUGGAUCGUCUGAUCGCACGAUCAAAACAUGGUCUAUAAGCGGAGCGGGUCAUGCGUAUGUCGAAACGUUGUUUGGCCACCAGGAUAACGUUGCUUCGGUGGCAGCCAUGACCAUCGACCAAUGCGUUAGUGUGGGAGCCCGGGAUCGGACUGCCCGAGUGUGGAAGGUUGUCGACGAAACACAGCUCGUAUUCCGCGGCGGCGCUUCCAGGAACGCUCAGUACCACGAGAACAACCUCGAUUGUGUCGCGCCACUUCCACCCAACCACUUCGUCACUGGUUCUGACUCUGGCUCCAUCUCACUUUGGUCGAUUCACAAAAAGAAGCCACUGUACACUAUUCCUCUCGCACACGGCCUGGAUCCCAUCCCGCCCCUGGACGAAUUGUCUCCAGAGCUGGACGAAGAGACCGCCGCUCACAACGCGCGGCACAUGCGCCGCACGCCUCGCUGGAUCACGGCCCUGACCACUCUUCCGGGUACGGACAUCGUCCUCAGUGGUAGCUGGGACGGCUGGAUUCGCGCAUGGCGUAUUUCAGAGGAUAAGAAAACGAUCAUCUCAUUAGGCCCUGUGGGCACAGGGCUUUCGGGGCAAUCGACGCCUGACACACCUUCACAGCAGUUAAACCAAUCGCUUGCGCUCGACGCCACUCCGGAAUCGGAACAGAUAGCUGUAGACAGCAACUCUCAGUCUCAGAAACAAGAGCCUGGGCCUUUGGUCAAGGGUGUUGUUAAUGACAUCGCGGUCUUUGAACGCCGCCCGGACAGCAACUCGGCAAGUCAACCCAAAUCCAAGUCGGCAUCCAAGUCGCAGUCGAACUCCCAACCAGAGCCGCGUGGUCUGUGUAUUGUUGCCGCCGUGGGUAAGGAACACAGACUAGGUCGCUGGCAGUGCUACGCCAAUAAUUACUUCGAAGGGAACACUGCCGGUGGCCGCAAUGGCGCCAUUGUGUUCGAAGUUCCAUUUACCUCUCUCGACGUCGAGACCGAUGUAUAA